AUGAAGGUUUCUCACAUCAGCGUGGCCAUGUGGCUCAUGACCGGGUCGCAGUACGCCAGCGCUGCACCCACCUCCGAGCUGCUUGAUGUCUUGCAGAGCGGAGGGUAUCAGGGCCUUCGUGCUAGAGACCUCUCUGCGCUUCUUCAGAGUCUUACCAACGGGUUGGGCAUCGAAGCGGUACAGGGAGCUCUCGCGGGCCAGGGGCAAAAUGAAGAGGCUGCCGAGAGUGGUCAAGCUGCUGAGGGGGGUCAAGCUGCUGAGGGGGGUCAAGCUGCAGAAGGUGGAGAGGCUGCUAAGGGUGGUGAGGCAGCAGAGGGCGACCAAGCAGCAGAGGGCGGAGAGGCUGCUGAGGGCGGCGAGGCUGCAGAGGGCGAGGCAGGAGAAGCCAGUAAGUCCACCACAUACCGCCACACACAAUCUCAAAGCUCACAAGUCAUAGAUGAAGUCGAGCUCGCUGGCACAUUUGACACAGCGGUCGCGCUCGAGGGCGGCGACAUCAAGCAAGACGUGCUCUUCACCAAGAGCACGGUCGGUUCCUUCGAAUUCGAAUUCCAGAGCGCCGCCGCAGACACGCUCACCGUGACGGAGAACACAACUCCCGGAGCGCCGCCCGCAGGUUUCGAACUCCUCGAGACAAGUUCGUACCAGGUCGCACUUGCUACGAGCAAGGGUGCAGGCUUGACACUAUCCAAAAUCGACUUCGUCUUCGACGCUGCUAGUGCAGGGCUCCAAGGCAAAGACGUCACGCAAGCACAGGUCGGAAAGCUCUGCGCUGAUAGCGGGGCAUUCGUGAUCUCUGAGACAUUGGGAGAGCUGGAAUUUGAAGCCGAGGAGAACGAGGUUACACUGAAUUUGAACAAGAACGUCACAGCUGAGGGAGAGUGGGGUAUCUUCAUUCCAGUUGCGGCUGAAGGAGCUGCUGCUGGCAACGAAACUGCUAUUGGCGAGGAGGCUGCUGCUGGCAACGGAACCGCUGUUGGCGAGGAGGCUGCAGCUGGUAACGGAACCGCCGCUGGUGAGGAGGCCGCUGCUGGCGAAGAAACUGCUCAAGAAGGCCAAUCUGCCAAAGAGGGUGCUGCUGCUGGCGAAGCUACUGAAGGCAAACAAGCAGCCGCCGGCGGAGAGGCUGCGACUGGAGAGACUUCUGAAGAAGGCCAAUCUGCCAAAGAGGGCGCAGCCGCUGCCGAAAGUGAAACCGCUGCCAGCGAAGAGGAGACAGCUGGCAGUAGCCAGAAGCAAACGAACGCCGCCACCGCCGAACACGAGUAG
This is a messenger RNA of Didymosphaeria variabile, 1269 nucleotides long. RefSeq lists its product as uncharacterized. The transcript is spliced from 4 exons. NCBI's taxonomy places the organism in Eukaryota, Fungi, Ascomycota, Dothideomycetes, Pleosporales, Didymosphaeriaceae. The coding region runs from base 1 to 1269 and encodes 422 amino acids. The record is from RefSeq and is a predicted model, not a curated record.